Pogona vitticeps (central bearded dragon) is the source of this 2977-nucleotide messenger RNA. RefSeq names its product kinesin family member C1 (gene KIFC1). Gene Ontology annotation, biological process: microtubule-based movement. Lineage: Eukaryota; Metazoa; Chordata; Lepidosauria; Squamata; Agamidae. Gene Ontology annotation, molecular function: ATP binding; microtubule motor activity; microtubule binding. The record is from RefSeq and is a predicted model, not a curated record.
UUCCUCAGGGGAGCGCGCACGCUAGCGUCCGGGCCGGGGAGGGGCGUGGCUCCCUCACCAACGGUUCCCUCCCUAGUUGAUCGACCAAUCAGGACCCUGGAAACGGCCGUGGUGGUAGAGGCCGUUGCGCGGCGCUGGAUUGGCGACAGAAGCUGCUCCACGAAGGAGGAGGCGGGGCCCGCGCGGCAGCGGGGGCUCCCUAUUGGCCGAGGUUUCUGGGCGCCGCGGGGACCGAUGGGAGGUUGCGUUUGAAUCGCCCGGGCGUUAAGGUUGUAGCGGGCAGAGUCGGAGCCAGAACUCGGAAGACAGUCGGGCGGGUGGGGGCCACUCGGAAAGCAGAGCGUCCGCGCAGCAAUGGGAGGGCGCCCCACGCCCCCAGCGAAAGCCAGCUCUCGGCUCCCUGUCUCUAACCGGCGGCCCAAACGGCCGGCUACCAAUGAGAAUGAGCCCCCUCAGCCGCUUCGGAAACGGGCCCGGGGCCCGCCUGCCCCCGCCAAGAGAGGUGCCCUGUCCACGGCCACCUCCCAGGCGAGGGCUCCUCCUGCAGCCCCCGUCGCGCGAAACGUCCGCAGGGUGUCUGGACGCCUUCCAUUGUCUUCCCGGGCAGGAGAAGGAGCAGCCACCGCUGCCGGUAAGGCAGUGGCAACGUCGGCAGGAGCUGCGGGUGGUGGUGGCGGUGCAGCAGGAAAGAAGCGAGCCCCCUGGGACCUGAAGGGACAAGUGAGUGACCUUCAGGUCAAGGUGGCUGCUUACAAGGAGAAGGUCAAGGGCCUAGAGGCCAGGAACGAGGACCUGGAGGCCCACCUGCAGGAGCUGAACGGGGAGCUGAGCCAGGUGACCACCCAGAAGGAGGAGCUGAGCACCCGGGCCAGCACCCUGGCGGUGGAUCUGCAGGCCUGGCAAACGCAGGCCCGGGACAGCCUGCAGAGAGUGUCUGAACUGCGGGAGAAGGAGCAGCAGCUGGAGGAGAGGGUCCGCAGCCAGGCCGGGACCCUCGAGGAGCUCGAGAGGGCCAACCGGGAGAUGAAGGAAGCCCAGGCCGGCCUGGCCACCCAACUGGAAGCCACACAAGCCGCACUGCACCAGGCGGAGAAGGACCUGGCCCAGCGCGGGCAGGAGAACCAGGCCCUGCAGGCCCGGGUGUCGGAACUGGAACAGAAGCUGCACGACUCCGAGAUGGAGCGCCGGCAGCUCCACAACAUGGUGCAGGAGCUGAAGGGCAACAUCCGGGUCUUCUGCCGCGUGCGCCCCCUGCUCCGCGGGGAGAAGGAGGCCCAGAAGGAGAUGAAUCACCUGAGCUUUCCGGCUGACAACAACAAGAGCCUGGUGCUCUCCCGGGAGGAGGAGUCUCACACCGGCCGUGAACGCAAAGAGGAGAUCAGCUACGAGUUCAACUUUGACCGGGUCUUCCCGCCGUCCAGCUCUCAGGAAGACGUCUUUGAGGAGAUCUCGCUGCUGGUCCAGUCUGCCCUGGACGGCUACCACGUCUGCAUUUUCGCCUACGGGCAGACCGGGAGUGGCAAGACCUACACCAUGGAAGGCCCCGACGACCUGACCCCCGAGACGGCCGGCAUGAUCCCCCGGGCUGUGCGGCAGGUCUUCAGAGCCGCCCACGAGAUGGAGGCCAAGGGCUGGAAGUAUCAGUUUGUCGCCAACUUCCUGGAGAUCUACAACGAGUCGCUCCGGGACCUGCUGGUGUCACGGCCGGAUCCAGCAUCUGAACUGGAGAUCCGGCGGAUGAGCCAGUACACAGAGGAGCUGCACGUGCCCAACCUGAGCUACAUCCCCGUCUCCUCGGAGCAGGAGGUGCUGAAGCUGCUCCAGAGGGCAAAGGCCAACCGCUCGGUGGCCAAGACCAGCAUCAACGAACGCUCCUCCCGCAGCCACAGCCUCUUCCAGCUCCGCAUCGAGGGCCAGAAUGCCAGGCAGGAGCUCAGCACCUCCUCGGUGUUAAGCCUGGUGGAUCUGGCCGGCAGCGAGCGUCUGGACAAGUCCCUCUCCAAAGGAGAGCGGCUGAAGGAGACCCAGGCCAUCAACACCAGCCUUUCCAACCUGGGCCUUGUCAUCACAGCGCUCAGCAACAAGGAGGCCCACAUUCCGUACCGGAACAGCAAGCUGACCUACCUCCUCCAGAACUCGCUGGGUGGCAGCUCCAAGAUGCUGAUGUUUGUUAACAUCUCCCCUUUGGAGGAGAACUUUGGGGAGUCCCUCAACUCCCUCCGCUUUGCUAGAAAAGUGAAUGAGUGCGUCAUUGGUACGGCCACAACCAACCGGAAAUGAGUGUGGACGAUCAUCCAUCCAUCCGAUCAUCCACUGGGACAGAGCAGUAGGAGGCCCCGUGGAGGAUUCGGGCCCAAGGCGUUUUUUGUGUAUGUGUCCAUGCAGUGUUUUUCUUUAGGAUUCUUUUAUAUUCAGGUUUUUUUUAUAAUCGUAUAUAUUAAAUUUUUCAAAUGAAAAAAAAAACAACAACCCAAACCAAGGGUUUUUUGCUCCUUGUUCAAGGAAAGAAGUUGUCUCUCUCUCUUUUGCUCGGCACCCCUUCUCCGACUCAUUCAUUCUCUCUUUUUCCGGCCGCCUUCCUCUCUCUGCGUUGCAAGGUCCACGGAACCAACAUGGCUGGCUUAGUAGUGGACAUGGGGUGGGUGGAGGUGCCCUCUGCUCUGGGCCUCUGCCACCGGCAGAGAGCAGAGCCCUGUUUGCCCCUUCAGAGGGGCUCCUCUGAGCCCAGCCAGGGGUGGGGCAGGGAUGACCACAUCGCAUCUCCCAAGAGCUAGAGUGCAAAAAAUCUCAGUCUUGCUCCCGAGAUGCUAGAAGCCUGGGAGAAGCAAGAAGACCCAGAUCAUCGUCGUUCACAGAGCCGUAUGUAUCAUCAGCCUUUCGGACUUGCCCCUACAAUUUUUCGUGAAGGCCUGCUGAGGAAGUGGAUUUCAGCCACCAAAGCUUAUUUUUAUUUUUUAGCGGUCCAAUAAAAGAUACC